Messenger RNA from Grus americana (Whooping crane), 1112 nucleotides. RefSeq names its product TLC domain containing 1 (gene TLCD1). Lineage: Eukaryota; Metazoa; Chordata; Aves; Gruiformes; Gruidae. The coding region runs from base 87 to 929 and encodes 280 amino acids. Gene Ontology annotation, biological process: membrane assembly; phospholipid homeostasis; plasma membrane organization. Gene Ontology annotation, cellular component: plasma membrane. The record is from RefSeq and is a predicted model, not a curated record. The transcript has 5 exons.
AGUGGGGAGGCGUAACCAUCCCGGCCCCGCCCGCCCGCCCGCCCGCCCGCGCCGCCGCGCGCCCCGGGCCGCCGGAGCUGGGCGCGAUGGGCCCGGGCUGGCGGGCGCCCUCGGUAGCGCUGGUGGGCGGCAGCGUGGCUCUCUUCGGGGCGCUGCGGCGGGCGGCACUGGCCCUGCCCCGGCCCGCCGCCGUGAGGAGCCGCCCCGGACGCGUCUGGCGCUGGCGGAACCUCCUCGUCUCUUUCGCACACUCCGUGCUGGCCGGGCUAUGGGCUCUCUUCAGCCUCUGGCACUCCCCGGAGCUGCUCUCUGACAUCCAGGACGGCUACAGCAUCUCAGGGCACCUGCUGGUCUGCUUCUCCUCAGGCUACUUCAUCCAUGACAGCCUUGACAUCAUCUUCAACCACCAGUCCCGCUCCUCCUGGGAGUACCUGGUGCACCACGCCAUGGCUAUCUCUGCCUUCGUCUCGCUCAUCAUCACCGGCCGUUUCCUGGUGGCAGCGAUGCUGCUGCUGCUGGUGGAGGUGAGCAACAUCUUCCUCACUGUCCGCAUGCUGCUGAAGAUGAGCAACGUGCCUUCCCCAGCACUCUACGAGGCCAACAAAUACAUCAACCUGGUGAUGUACUUUGCCUUCCGCCUGGCACCCCAGGCUUACCUCACCUGGUACUUCCUCCGCUACGUGGAGGUGCAGGGCCAGGGUGCCUUCCUCACCGCCAACCUCCUGCUGCUCGACGCCAUGAUCCUCAUGUACUUCUCCCGCCUCCUCCGCUCUGAUUUUUUCCCCUCCCUGCGCAAGGGUUCUGCAGGGAGAGACGUGGAUGGGCUCGCUCCCUGGCCCCAGGCCCUGCCUUCACCUGCUCUGCUGCCUAAAAGCGCUUCCCUGCUGGACCAGCCCGACAGCCUCGCCGAGCCACGGGGACACCGCUGAAGCCGGGUGCACGGCCGAUGGAGAAGCAGCCCAAGCCGGCUUCCGCGCAGGCAGCUGGAGGGCCAGGGGUGGCUGUGUUUCGCAGCUGAUGGCCUGAGAGGGUUGCGAGGGAAGGGACGAGUCCCUCCCACGGUGAUGUUGGGUGAUACGUGCAUUAAAAUCAGUCUGUUUACUGCUGCCGCA